Molecule: messenger RNA, 2093 nt
Organism: Trichoplusia ni (cabbage looper)
Lineage: Eukaryota; Metazoa; Arthropoda; Insecta; Lepidoptera; Noctuidae
Exons: 1
Coding region: 448-1752 (434 amino acids)
Biological process (GO): sensory perception of taste
Cellular component (GO): membrane
Source: RefSeq, a predicted model, not a curated record
UAUACUGGUAUACAAUAUAAUCAACUGUUUCAUUUGUUAGUAAAGGUGCAACUUGUUAAAAGAACGGUCAGGCUUUGCCAGCGGUAGGUUGAUAAAGUUCUGAUAAAAGUAAAAUUUAAACUAAUUACAAACUGUGUGAGUUUUUUCACAGGGUUGAUUGUUGUACCCCUUAACAAUUUCACAAACACUUGGUACUUAACCAAAGUUCUUUAAAUUGUGAACCGAAUAAAUUUUGUUGUCUUCAAAUUUCCAAAGUUGCACUUCCGCACUGUUUAUAUUUUUGGCGAUACGAAUACGUUUUGUCUGGACUACUCUUGCACUGGCAGGCCAGUUUGUUUCAAAGCCUUAAUUAUGUAAAAUAACUAAUGUGUGUUGUGAAAAUAAUUACAGUAAUGGAAAGUUGAUGAUGUUAUUUUUACCUUUAAUAAACGGUACUGACAUAAAAUUAUGAUUGCCGUUAACAGUAGGAGACUGGACGCUUCUGAAGAAACUUGUGACGAAGUUAAUAUGAUAGAAGAUCAAGAACCAGAUAAUAAAUCCACCAUGGAGGAGAUCGACAGUUGUGAUAUCAAAAACAAUGUUAUUGAAGUCGUCCACACUAUAAAACCGUUAACGGCAAUGGAAUACCUCUGCGGAAUAUUCAAAUUUAAACUCGUCAAUGGAGAAAUACUGUCUCCCAACAAGAUCAUGAAAAUGGUUGCUUUGUUGUUCAUAUUUGUUUACUACGCCACGUUCCUUAUCAGUUUGAAAGCACCCGCUAUGAAGAACGACACUGAUAAUAUGUUGCGACUAAUCAACGCAGUCCCUUCCAUGGUAACACUUAUUCACUACUUAGUGUCUGUUAUAAAAGCUUCAUUUGCUAGUAACUUAAAAUAUCAAAAUAUUAUAACAACACUUGCAGAACUAGAUCAAAUGAUACUAAGCAACAACUUCGGUGAUUAUUAUGGAAAAUUACGAUCUACUACAAAUAAGUAUGUGAUCUGCUUAAUCAUCACUCACAUAAUUCACGCCACAAUUUUCAUGAAGACACAAACAGUUUAUCUCAUGGAAAUGUGUAAUUGUCAUUUGUAUUUGUUUCAAAAGACCGAAUUAUUGGGUUUUUGUACGCUUAUCGCCAUGGUACGUAGCCGACUUUUGGUUUUAAACAAAUAUCUGUCUUCAUUUGUUCAAGAGCAAGAAAAGAAAAACGUUAAAGUUUUUACUGUUACCGAAAGAAUCUGUGCAACACAGGACAAGCUUAAUUUCAUAGGUCGUCCGUCAGAGAAAAAUUACAAAAUUCGAGAUUUAUCAACAAUUUACGACACCAUUGGUCAGGUCUGUGACUUAGUUAACGACGUUUUCAAUUUCAAGUUGUUCUUUACGGUCUUGUCACUGUUCAUGUAUGUAAUCGUAACUAUUUGGAUCUCAUUGUACUACUAUCGCUCAUCUGAUUAUGAUUCAAAUAAUAUGAUUAACGUUGCGUUGUGUUCUACAAGUACUAUUCUCACUUUGGCCUGUAUAUCGUUUGCUUGUGAACAAUUACUUUUAGAGCGGAAGAAGUCUAAAAUACUUAUUAAUAAGGUAAUAAUGAACUAUGGUCUGCCGAAGACCAUGAGAGUGCAGGCGAAAGCGUUCAUGGAGCUGGUGGAGUCGUGGUCGCUGCGAAUCUUCAUCUACGACAUGUUCUCGGUGGACAUCACGCUCAUGCUGAAGUUCAUAAGCGUAUCAACGACCUUUCUGAUUGUUCUUAUACAAAUUGCUAAUUUGAUUUAGUUUUCCAGAUUUCUGACAUCAAACAAAACUAUGGCUAUAGAAUGAUAUAAAAUUAGUGUAAGGAUAUUUCACUUGAAUAGUUAACUAGGGUUUCUUUAUGUCACCUUGUUGUAUUUUUAAAUGUGCCGUGGUUGUCGCAAAGUUGUAUGUGUGGAAUUAUAUAACUUACUAUUGUGAUUAAGAUUGUAGUAAUAAUGAAAUUAAUAGUAUACAUAUUGUUUGAUCAAUAAGGUUUAGAUGGUUGUUUUUCGAUGUUCGUUUUAAUUGUUAAUUAAUGGUACCUAUGUGUGUUAAGAGUGCAAACUAAUGUAUUUAAAUAAUAAAUGAUGCUAGCUAUCAUU